Molecule: messenger RNA, 761 nt
Organism: Budorcas taxicolor (takin)
Lineage: Eukaryota; Metazoa; Chordata; Mammalia; Artiodactyla; Bovidae
Gene: HES2
Product: hes family bHLH transcription factor 2
Exons: 4
Coding region: 82-579 (165 amino acids)
Biological process (GO): regulation of neurogenesis; anterior/posterior pattern specification; regulation of transcription by RNA polymerase II
Cellular component (GO): nucleus
Molecular function (GO): protein dimerization activity; DNA-binding transcription factor activity, RNA polymerase II-specific; RNA polymerase II cis-regulatory region sequence-specific DNA binding
Source: RefSeq, a predicted model, not a curated record
UCGGUCUCCUUUCGGUGUCUGCGCGCUCUCGCGCAGGUCUCCACAGGCCGGCCCCACAGCGGCGCCGCUUUCCCGCCGAGCAUGGGGCUGCCUCGGAGGGCAGGGGACCCGGCGGAGCUGCGCAAGAGCCUGAAGCCGCUGCUGGAGAAGCGGCGCCGCGCACGCAUCAACGAGAGCCUGAGCCAGCUCAAGGGGCUCAUUCUGCCGCUGCUGGGCAGGGAGAGCUCCCGCUAUUCUAAGCUGGAGAAAGCGGACAUCCUGGAAAUGACCGUGCGCUUCCUGCAGGAGUUGCCUGCGUCCUCCGGCCCGACGGCGGCGCCCACACCCUCCGACAGCUACCGCGAGGGCUACCGAGCCUGCCUGGCGCGCCUGGCUCGCGUGCUACCCACCUGCCGCGUCCUGGAGCCUGCCGUGAGCGCUCGCCUGCUGGAACACCUGCGCCGGAGGGCGGCCAGCGCCACCUCCGACGGCGGGCGCUCUGGUGACCCUUGUAGCCCGCCAGCGCCUUCCCCGCCGCCCGCCCCCGCGCCCUCACCACCCGAACCUCCCCGGAACCCGGGUCUCUGGAGGCCCUGGUAGCCCCCACGGCCGUUCUACGGACCCUGCUGACUGCGUGGGACCAGGGGCGCUGGACAAACUCAGGGAGCUCUUGGAGGCGGCUCCCGUUCCCACCACGAGGGACCAGCCUGGUACUUAGAACCGGGGCAGAUCCGGAUGUCUGUGAUCUGUGCUUGGAGACUGAAGUCCACGGGGACUCAGGA